Messenger RNA from Anneissia japonica, 944 nucleotides. RefSeq lists its product as uncharacterized. Bases 126 to 671 code for a protein of 181 amino acids. The transcript is spliced from 6 exons. The record is from RefSeq and is a predicted model, not a curated record. NCBI's taxonomy places the organism in Eukaryota, Metazoa, Echinodermata, Crinoidea, Comatulida, Comatulidae. Gene Ontology annotation, molecular function: serine-type endopeptidase inhibitor activity; protein binding.
AUCUAUAAGCUAAUCACCCUAUCCGAAUUCUGACAACUGGACACAGAAGGUAGAUAAGAAGCACUUUUAGUAUACGUACAAAAAAGACUUUCUAUUUGAAACUAUUUACAACUCUCGGAUUGACCAUGCGUUUAUUGUCUAUUGUCGCUUUGCUGGUGCUCAUUGCGUUUGCUGAAGCAAGUCCACGAAGGCGCCGGGAUAGUGAUAGUGAGGAGGAAGAUGGAAUGCAGUCUCCGCAGAUGCAAGAACAGAAAGGUGGUGACAGCAGCAGCAGUAGCAGUGAAGAAGACGAGGAGGAAUCACUAUCAUCUCAAUCUUCACUAAUAGGCAUAGAAUCGUCAUUAAUAUUCUCGUCCGUAGUGGUAACUGCAACGCCUGGACCAGCAAUUGAAACGGAAGAAACUGGGAAUGUUACAGAAGCUGAUUCAGGCGUCAAUCAGCCUCAAGUGGGCGAACUGGAGCCAACCGUUAAGGCAAUGACUACAGCGGAGGUCUGUGAGACCGCCUGUCCUCUGGAAUACAAUCCUGUGUGCGGCAAUGAUGGUGUAACAUAUCCGUCCGAGUGUGUUUUCAACGCAAUUGUAUGCAAGAGCAAAGACAAGACGGCGGCGAUUUUGCAUACUGGAAGCUGUGAGAGCAAUGUUACUACGCAGAGGCCAUUCAUUCCAUAAACUCUAUGGCUGUCAAGUUCAGUACUGUAUAACAGGCAGAGAUGCGAGGUCAUCACAUAUUGUACGACAUAGCAUUCACGGCAGGCCAACUCAAUGAAUACACGUUUCUACAUCUAACUACAGGAUCAACCGAUUGAGAAAAUAAUUGUUUUAAGAAGUUAUAUAAUGUGCUGGAAUACUGUUAUAUAAAUCAUGAGUGACUUUCAACUAGCAUUGUAACAUUUUUCCCUUUGUUGUUAUAGAGAAAAUAAAAAAAUAUUUGUUUACAUCACA